Messenger RNA from Papilio machaon (common yellow swallowtail), 322 nucleotides. RefSeq lists its product as uncharacterized. The coding region runs from base 56 to 322 and encodes 88 amino acids. The record is from RefSeq and is a predicted model, not a curated record. NCBI's taxonomy places the organism in Eukaryota, Metazoa, Arthropoda, Insecta, Lepidoptera, Papilionidae. The transcript has 3 exons.
CUUUAUAUUGGUGUUUGUUCUUUUGUGUUUUUAUAUCAGGAAGUUAGAUUGUAAUAUGCUUAAAAACGAAUGUCCUCAUGACGAGAUCUACAAGUCGUGUUCAUUUUACGAGGAGUACACAUGCUGGCAGACGGCGGAGCGCAACAGCAGGGUCAAGACUAUUCCUAAACGGUUGCCGCACUGCAGGGCUGGGUGUUAUUGCAAGAAAGGUUUGGUGCGAGCGUACCCACAGAGCGGAUGCGUGCUCUCGGUUAUGUGUAGACAUCAAGGACUUCAAGAUCUACUUGAAAAGUUGACGUCAUCCUUUAGGUCUUUUCAUUAA